UUUUGUUUAUUUAAUUUUUCAUUCACUCAUCAUUGAUCGUGUAUAUGUGCGUGUUUUUGUAUUUGAAUGGAUGCGUUUGACAAUCAGGUUACAUUAUUUUCACGUAGCAUUAAUCAUAUAUUUUUACCAAUCAUUAUGGAUCCAUUUGAUUCAUUUCAACGAUCACCGAUUAAAGGAACAUUUUUUUUACAUUUUAUAUUGUUCAUAUGUUCAAUGAUAACUGUCAAUUGGCUUCCCGAUGUUUGUUUUCUAUAUAAUCUAUUAUUUUUCCUAUGUCUUUUAUGGGCAUUGGAAUCAAAAUAUAAUCCUGAACCGGUACAAAUUGCUGCCAUUAUUAAUCUAUUAGCAAUAUUGUUCGAUAUAAUAGUCAUGUCAACCAAUUUUAGUCAUAAUCAUUAUCGUGACGGAUUUGGAUUCAGUAUCUUUUUACUUAUCUGUAAUAUACUGGUACGUCCAUUUACAACAUUCGUUUUAUUACGAAUUCAUAAUGAUCGUGAGCUUCGACAAACAUUAUAUGGUGGUGCAACAACCGGUUCUGGUAUUCAUAAUCCUAAUCAUGAUCAAUUUGAUGUAUUUGGUAUUGGUGGUCGUCAAGGUUAUCAAGAUCUGGAUAGUCAACAACAACAACAACCACAAUCUGAAAAUCAAUUAUCGCAACAACAACAAACAAAAUCAAAUGGACCAUCAUCAACAACCGUUGUCAAUAUGCCAUAUCAAUCGGUACCCGAUCAAUUUCCACAGCUUAUCGAUACAACAACAACAACACCAAACAAACAAUAAUUCCAAAAUAUAUAUUCAAUUAUUCUUAAAUUGAUUGAAACCAAUCAAUCAAAUGCAUUUUUUAUAAAAAAAAAAAUCAACAAAACAAAUCCAAUAAUGAACUUUUAUUUCUAGUCCGAUCAUUUUAUUUUAAUUGAAUAAAAAUCAAACAUUUUUUUUAAAAAGA
Molecule: messenger RNA, 946 nt
Organism: Dermatophagoides pteronyssinus (European house dust mite)
Lineage: Eukaryota; Metazoa; Arthropoda; Arachnida; Sarcoptiformes; Pyroglyphidae
Biological process (GO): angiotensin-activated signaling pathway
Cellular component (GO): plasma membrane
Source: RefSeq, a predicted model, not a curated record